AUGAUGGGAGGUGCUCGGAGGCAUGACUUGGAAGUAGAAAUGGAUGAGGCGGCAAGCAGGAGCUAUGGCGAGAUUUUAGCAGCAGUAGAUGGCUACAAAUUGAGAGGACUGAGAUCGAUUGCCAGUGCAGUACCACCGUCGCAACCGUUACAACUAGCCGUACACAGUACCAGCACUUUACAUCAGAGCCCUCCCGGUACAUCGUUCUCUCUUUUACAACAAACUGUAUUGCAGCAACCCGCUGGAUGGAAUCCCGUUGAUUUGCAGUCCUUGUAUCCGGCACAACCGCUUCGCUUUGGCCGUACGGUGAACCAACCAGCUCCGUCUGCGUCUGGUGAUUUAGUGGCACCUCAUCCACUUAUCUCUGCGUCCUCAUCUGCAGCAACUGCCUCCUCUCUUACGGGUAUCGCAGCUAAUUCAGUUUCUCAGUUGGUAUCACCAACGGCAGGCCUGCCAUUCGAGCAUAUCCAGCGCUACCUUGUGCACCUUCAGCAACAGCAGCUUUCCACCCAAAUGUUGGCUCAAACGGCCUUACGUGGGGUAACUUCGCUACCACCGCUGUCCGCACAACUUCGAAAUGCUCUUGGACAACCAGUAAGUCCAUUUCCCCCAAAUGCGGCCGCAAUGGCUGCUGCUGCUGCUGCUGCUGCGGCACAACAGCAACAACAACGAUUGCCCGCACCAAUUCCAACUACUGUGCGUACCGGAACCCCAAUCUCGCCGACACCCGGGACCUCAGGUUUGCAAGCGGGGAAAAUUGCUGGAGAUACAUCUCCGUUAGUCCCGUCAGCUUUUACGCAAAAUGUGCUGUGCGUCUCUGGGAAAGGUGCAACGGCGUGUGGGUCUUUUUCAUCACCUUCACCAGACGAACUGUCAUCGGGCAAAAGCGGAGUGCGAUCACGACAGAAUGCCUCACAGACCAGCAGUCUGAUGCUUCCGCCACCUGUACCACGUACAAGGAAUCCAUCGCUUGCUUUAUCUUCGUGCGUUCCGCAGAGGCAAAGACAGUCUGCAUUACCCUAUCAAAGGCCUCCGCAGUUUGCUUCGGAAUCACUUCCUGUCCAUUCCUAUCAUCCUUCUCACUUUAUGAAAGGAACGGUUAUACAGCUUCAGUCGGGUCAGUUAAAGCGGGUCGAAGAUAUGAGCACCGAUGAUUUUGUGCAUUCUGCUGCAAUGAAUACAGAUCUCAUUCUUUGUUAUAGCACAGUUAGAAGUAUUCAAAAUGCGGGUAAAGAAAGGCGUGUCAUUGUCACAUUUUUUGUAGAGCGGCAAAAAGCGGAGGUUUCAAUAGAAGCCGGAGUUGAACAUCCAUACUUUGUUGUCAACCAUGGUUGGGCAUCCUGUAAUCCAGAAAAAACGCGUAAUUCAUACGGUUUAACUUGCAGACAACUACAGAUUGGUGACGUUUGCAUAGCUGUUUAUGAUGCUGGUAAGGAGGAAACAACUUCGUCAUGUAAGGCUUCUGGGAUUGAUACUCCUGUGGUGCCUGGAUCAAGUACGACAUCUGUUGGUGAUGAUGGCAGUGACCGAACGGUUUCGGCAGAGUUUGAUGGACAGUGCAAACAACAAGAUGAUGAUAACAAAUUUUGGCGAUCUUCUAUAAUGCAACCUCCUACUUCAGGGAACAAUAGUCAGUCUUCUUCUGACGGUAUUUCUCAGGUAUCUGCGCGUGAACAAGCGAAUCCUUAA
Molecule: messenger RNA, 1689 nt
Organism: Enterobius vermicularis (human pinworm)
Lineage: Eukaryota; Metazoa; Nematoda; Chromadorea; Rhabditida; Oxyuridae
Source: the annotation of a GenBank genome assembly